GAGGGCACGGCCGGGGUAAGAGAAACAGCGGAACACUGAGGGCACGGCCGGGGUAAGAGAAACAGCGGAACACUGAGGGCACGGCCGGGAAAGGAUUCAGCCCCCGCAUUGAAAAGACCUGGAAGCAGGAGGGAUGACUCCUGCCCAGGAAAAUGUUUGCAGCCAUGUCAAAGUGGUGGUCCGUGUGCGCCCUGAGAACGACAAAGAAAGGCAGGGCAACUUCAGGAGAGUGGUUCGUGUCAUCGACCAGCACAUGCUGGUCUUUGACCCAGAGGAGGAGGAAGUCGGCUUCUUCAGCAGAAGGAGAGUGACCCAGAGGGAUGUUAACAGAAGGCAAAGGAAAGAUCUGAAGUUCAUGUUUGAUACUGUUUUUGAUGGCAGCUCAUCCCAGCUGGAAGUUUUUGAGCACACUACUAAAAAUGUCAUUGAAGGCUUCUUAAAUGGGUAUAACUGUACAGUGCUUGCAUAUGGUGCAACAGGAGCUGGAAAGACUCAUACAAUGUUAGGUUCUCCUGAAGACCCUGGAGUCAUGUAUUUAACUAUGGUGACACUUUAUAAACGCAUGGAUCAAAUCAAAGAUGAUAAAAUAUGUGACGUCGCUGUCUCUUAUUUAGAGGUUUACAAUGAACAGAUUCGUGAUCUGCUGGUCAACUCUGGACCUCUGGCUGUUCGUGAGGAUGGCCAGCAAGGGGUGGUAGUUCAAGGUCUGACAUUGCAUCAGCCUAAAUCAGCAGAGGAAAUCCUUCAGAUGUUGGAUCAUGGAAACAGAAAUAGGACCCAGCAUCCCACAGAUCUGAACGCCUCCUCUUCCCGGUCCCAUGCUGUCUUUCAGAUUUACCUACGGCAGCAAGAUAAAACAGCUAGUAUUAAUCAAAAUGUUCGUAUUGCCAAAAUGUCUCUGAUUGACCUGGCAGGGUCUGAACGUGCCAAAGCAACCAGUGCCAGGGGGGCUCGCUUUGUGGAAGGAACAAAUAUUAACAGGUCCCUGCUUGCUCUUGGAAAUGUCAUUAAUGCCCUGGCAGAUCCUAAGAGCAAGGUGCACAUUCCUUAUCGGAACAGCAAGCUUACUCGUUUAUUGAAGGAUUCUCUUGGAGGAAAUUGCAGAACAAUAAUGAUAGCUGCUAUUAGCCCAUCUUCCAUGUUCUAUGAUGAUACCUAUAACACUCUGAAGUAUGCAAACCGAGCAAAGGAUAUCAAGUCUUCUUUGAAGAGCAACGUUGUUAGUUUGAGCAGUCACGUAAGCCACUAUGCUGAAAUUUGCAAGGAACAACAGAAAGAGAUCCUAAUGUUGAAGGAGAAACUGAGAGAAUAUGAAGAAAAGCAAGCAAGCAUUCCUGAAAUUCGUAAUACAGCAGAACUUUCAAAGAACCAGCAAGUGGAAAUAGAAAGGUACAAGGAAAUACUUAAAAAUAUUUUUGCAAAACGUGUGGAAAUCAGAAAAGAGUACCUCAAAGUGGAAAAGAAACUGAAAGAAAAUACACUAAAGAAAUAUUAUCAGAAUCAAUGUCAUGAACAAAUUCAACUGAUAUGCUGCUCUGAAGAAAAAGUAGUAAAGGCCACUUGCAAACGGGAUCUAAGGCUGUCAGAACUUAACUGCCACUAUGUACGCAUGCAAAAGAAAAGAGAAGAGCAGAGCAAACUUUUUGAGGAAAACACCAAGUGGCUGCACCGUGUUGAAAAUGAAAUGCGCCUCCUGGGUCCAGAUGGGUGCAUCCCAAAAGAACUUUGUCAAGAUCUGCAAUAUUACCAUUUAAACCUGGAAGCUGAGGCACUUAAAGCCCAGAUUGGACACAUGCUGACCCUGGUGUCCCUUCAAGAUCGGUAUAAUAAGCAAACAGAAAAAGUACUAAAUACUGCACUUCCAGUGCUUCACAAGCAACACCUGAUGUUAAAAGAAGCUGGGUUGACAAAUGACUUAAGUGAGACUGAAUAUGUAGAGGUUGAGCAGCUGAUUCAAAGACAAAAAUCAGUAGCUUGGGCUGACCAGAUUGAAGAAAAGAAUCAAAAUCAAAACCGUGAAGUAGAAAUGUCAGCUAUCUUUACAUUCUCACAGCUUGUGAGCAGACCGAAUACCCCAUGCAGCACCCCUUUGGGUACACCAUCACAAGAAAUGAAUAACAAUCCCCAGCAGGUGUUAGAACACACAGAACCACCGCAGAAGAGAACGAGGAGGAAGCUGAUGGACUCUCCCCCACUAGCCCCAAGUCCACCUGCCUCCAGCCACUGCAGCCUACAGCACCUGGAGGAUUCUCUGGCCAAGGAGGUGUACCCUCUAGCUGAUACUCCAGACUCCUGCAGAAAGCCAGCGCACAGCUUGUGUGCUCAGCCCGUGGUGAAGGAGGCUUUGCACCUGGCAGGCCUGCGGGUACUCAGUGCCUGCAGGGCAGACGUGCCAGGCAGGAAGGGCAGCAUCAUGGACACCACGUGUGACGUGAUCCCAGAGAGCCACGAAGCUCUCAUGAACUCCACUGUCAUUCUCUAUGAAGGUGCAGAGGAAACAGCUGAAAUGUCUGCUUACUCAUCUGUGAAGGAGUCACAGCCAUGCACCAGCAGCAUUGUGCAAAGAAACAAAAAUUCUGCUCCCGUACUUGAGAAGCCUUCAUAUAUGGCAAUGACUUCCGCUGCUCAGAGAAAAAGAAAGAUACUUAGCUCCACCUCGAACACGGUGCAGGGCAGCCUGCAGGCCCCGGACGCUGCCAAGCGCUCCCGGCAGGACGUGCUGCUGAGCCACGCCGCCCUGAGAGUGCCCCAGGGGGCUGGAGUCAGAAUGAUGACCAGGAAGCAAGACCAGAAUAUGCCAAGGAACUUCAUUAGAAACCUUUCUCAAGGAAAUGUCCCACCAGAUGUUAAAUCAAGGACAUCAAAAAAUCUUUGUGUUUCCAAGGGAAAAAAAUAAGGUUUAGUUUUGAGUUCAUCCCUAUUUCAAGCAGGAUUGACGGAUAGCAAAUGUGAAUAGUGUGAAUUGUGAUUUCCUCUUGUAAGUAGUUUUGAGAGUUUCAGGACGGAAAUAUUACAAAAGUUGUUUUGACCCCCUAAAUUAUUUUCAUUGGAGUAGCUUCCUUGUGUUUAAGUAGAUUUUCAUUCAGAAGCAAGUUAGGCAGAUGCUAAUAUUAGAACAUAUUCAUGCUUAGCAUUACAAUGCCUUAGAUGUUCUUAGAUUGUUAGCAUCUCUGGAUGACGUGCGGAGUUCCAAGAGACAGAAAAAUAUUUCCAAAAGUGGGGUUUUUUCCUUUUUGUUUUUGUCUGAUUUUCAGUCUGUUACUUGGUUGUAAAUGUUCCUGUUCUGUUUUUUCAAUUUAAUUCAAAUACAUUUUUUAUUAAUUACUUCCAAUAAAGUUUGAUAUUUUUA
This is a messenger RNA of Passer montanus (Eurasian tree sparrow), 3349 nucleotides long. It is a transcript of the gene KIF18A, whose product is annotated as kinesin family member 18A. The coding region runs from base 134 to 2896 and encodes 920 amino acids. Gene Ontology annotation, biological process: microtubule-based movement. NCBI's taxonomy places the organism in Eukaryota, Metazoa, Chordata, Aves, Passeriformes, Passeridae. Gene Ontology annotation, molecular function: microtubule motor activity; microtubule binding; ATP binding. The transcript has 17 exons. The record is from RefSeq and is a predicted model, not a curated record.